Messenger RNA from Sitodiplosis mosellana (orange wheat blossom midge), 1808 nucleotides. Its product is annotated as lymphokine-activated killer T-cell-originated protein kinase. NCBI's taxonomy places the organism in Eukaryota, Metazoa, Arthropoda, Insecta, Diptera, Cecidomyiidae. Gene Ontology annotation, molecular function: MAP kinase kinase activity; ATP binding. The transcript has 3 exons. The record is from RefSeq and is a predicted model, not a curated record. Gene Ontology annotation, biological process: MAPK cascade; protein phosphorylation. Bases 233 to 1591 code for a protein of 452 amino acids.
AAAGCCGAACGCCUUGUGUCAAUUUCAAAUCAAAACGAACUUUUUUUUCUGCACAAACGACCAUUUGAUACACUGUGACAUAGACGCACUGCCGCAUUUGCAACGGCUAUUCUUAUUAUCGAUAAGAGAUAUUAAAAAGAUCUUGGAAAACAAAACGGAAUUUUUCACAACAAAGUGAACAGUGAACACAAACAGUGAAAGAAAAAGAAAAAUAUUUGCGAAAAAAAGCACGAUGAGCGGAUCAAUGGAAACACCGAUUAAAACACCACAAUCAUCUCGAAAUUUGUCGACUGAAAAUAUGCUAAGCACUCCGCUGUUUGUUCCACCGACACCAAUGCUCAAAGAACUUGGAUAUGGAACUGGUGUUCACAUUUAUCGGAUUGAAAGAUCGCCAGCGAUUGGAAAAACAAGGUCACCGUGGGUUGUGAAGCGUUUGCGCGGUGCCAGAAAUAAGGAUGAAGUCAUUUCAUCACGUUUGUUGGCCGAAGCGAAUAUUUUGAAGUCACUGGACCAUCCAAACAUUGUCGGAUACCGUGGUUCGAAGACAUUAAACGAUGAACGGGUGAUAUUGGCCAUGGAAACAUGUGACACAUCAUUGGGUGAUUUGAUCGAGCAACGCGAUGAACUCUCAGCCGGACCACUUGAACCGCCAAAAAUCCUUAAAGUUUGCAUCGACAUAUGCAACGCGCUCGAUUAUUUGCACACAAAGGCGAAUUUGUUGCACGGUGACUUGAAAUCGUACAAUGUUCUCAUCAAAAACUCAUUUGAACAAUGCAAAUUGUGCGAUUUCGGUGUGAGUUUGCCGUUGAACAGCGAAGGAUUUGUUGAUUUGGAGAAAAAUCCAAAGGCACGUUACGUCGGCACCGAUAUUUAUUCGGCACCUGAAGUAUUCUAUGCACCGCCACAAGAUAUCAGUAGUAAAUGUGACAUAUUCAGCUUCGGUUUGAUUAUAUUUGAAUGCUUGACGUUGCGACCACCACACUAUGAGCAUCUCGAAGAGGGAAAUAUCAGUGGCAUGACAAUCGACGACAACGAUUUGUCGAUGAUGAGCAAUAGUUCGGUACUUAUUCAAGCGAAACAAUUAUUCAACGAUUCGGCCGACAGCAAAGAAAAUCAAUUGAACACCUCUGCGGCCGUCGCAUCAAAAGACACCACAUUGAAUGAGUCACAAGCGAUGUCGGUUAAGAGUACGGCAGCCACCAUUGGCGAUGAUACAAUUCAAGACAUCACCGGCACCACAUUCAAUGGCACAAUCAACCACACAUUGACCGAUGUGUCAUUUGAAAGUCAAAACUCAACCUCGAAUCGACCACCAAUGCGUGAUGUCAGCGCUUCAUUCAAUUCAACAUUUGGUUCAGAAGCGGAUUACAGUGUUUUGGAAAAGAGCAACGACCAAAGUUUGAACGAAUCAACCGAAACAAUUGCACCGUGGUAUGGAACACGGCCACGUCUUCCCGAAACACAUCAAUUCGAUGAAGAAUAUUUCAUUUUUUGCGAAACAUUUUAUGUUUGCACACAAGGAUUGCCAGAGGAACGUCCCGACGCUGGAAAUUUGCUGAUUUGCUUGAAAAAUGCGAAAACAAACAUUUAACCCAAAUUGUAUUUCGCUUUUGAUGUAUGCUGUAGAGCUAAAAUUUUGGUCUGAGGAAAAAAAAUUAUAUAUCGCUAAAAACUAUGAAACAUACUUAAAUACACUCUUUACUCAAUCCACUACUAUGUAGAUCUUUUUGGAAUGCAUUAUUUUUGUCCAUUUUUAAAAAUUUAUUUACAUUGCAAAAUACGAAAAGAGUAAGUUCCAUGGGUUUGAA